Molecule: messenger RNA, 4610 nt
Organism: Aspergillus saccharolyticus JOP 1030-1
Lineage: Eukaryota; Fungi; Ascomycota; Eurotiomycetes; Eurotiales; Aspergillaceae
Product: SKI complex subunit tetratricopeptide repeat protein SKI3
Exons: 3
Coding region: 229-4515 (1428 amino acids)
Cellular component (GO): Ski complex
Molecular function (GO): protein binding
Source: RefSeq, a predicted model, not a curated record
UGUACAUAUACGUUAUCAGAGACAUUGGACUGAACUACGCAGUCCAGCCUGAGCGAUAACGACGGGAACCUCUGACGUACCUUAGCUUUUCCCACUCGGGUUUCCCCACACAGCCCGCCCGCCCGGCCUUUUCUCAAUCCUGCUCCAACCCGCUAGCAAUUCGUUCCCUUACACCCAAGCACAGAGUUGCCUGAGACUUCGGCAAGGCCAUGCAGCGAUUGCCUUAGAAUGGCAAGCAAAGCGGCUCUCAAGGCAGUGCGCACUGCGCUGGACUCGAAGGAUUUCGAGCUUGCAGCCGAGAAAGCUAAGGAGAUUGUCAAGAAGGACCCCCAAAUCUACCAUGCCAAUGUCUUUCUAGGUCUUGCGCUCGACAAGCUCAACAAGAACAGUGAAGCCGAAGUGGCCUACCUCUCAGCUAUCCGUGUGAAGGACAACGACAAGACAGCCUGGCAAGGUCUCAUUAACCUGUACGAGAAACAAGGCGCGUAUAAGCUGGACCAAUAUCGCGAGGCGGUCAUCAAACUUGGCUUACUAUUUGCGGAAGUCGAUGACAAGCAUCGUUGUCAAGAUCUCUUAGACAAGUAUGUCGGAUUUGCCAAGAAAAAUGGUUCUCGAUCGCAACAAAAGCAAGCCCUUGAGCUGCACCUCCCAUCGUCUCCGCUCUACGAAUACCUUCAAGGCAGGAUUCCUCAUCCUUCCCACACCUACCUCCGCUUGAUUGAGAUAACUGAGGCGGAGGAGAAGGAGUUCAUAAACCGGGAAAUAGGUGAGAGGCGUACACGUCUUGGCGCGAAGAUUGAUCAAGUCACGUUGGAGGUCAAAAGGGAAGCGUUCAAGCGCAGCGAGCUUGAGCAGCUCUAUCGUGGUAUUGUGGAUUGGUCUCAUGACGACCAGGUUCGACGCACCUACGAGGAGAAGUCCUUGCAGCGCGCCUAUGACUUCCUCACAGUUCUCCCAGCGAAUGAGAAGGAAGCGAAGCGGGCUGAAGUAUUACAGGCUGCGCGGGAUAUGGUCAUCAUCAAACAUCCUUUUGAACUAGCCUGGAAGAUCGUGUUGGAAUGGCAUGAUAUCCAAGACUUCCAGGAAUGGGAUCACAAUUUUCUGGAUGACUUCAUUGAGUUCUUUCCUGAGGACGGACUUUCUAAGGUCCUUAAAGGCUUCCUUGCUAGUGAUAUUUCCCCUUUUCCCAAGGAGACAAAGGAGGAGGAAGAGUCUAAGCAGAGGAAGAGUUCCAAGGACUCCAAAGCCGAAGAACACGAGUCUGAUGAGAAUAAUGGCGAGCUGAAUGAGUUGGCUGCUCAGGACCACCUGCUUCUGAUGGUCGAAGGUCUUGAGACUUCAUCUACCUCAAUCGUCGCACAUCGAAUCGUAGGAGAACUCUACCUGACGCUUGAAGAGUACGAAAGUGCGGCAGAUAUCUGUCGUAAAGGCCUCCGAAAUAUCCAGGACGUGGUCAGACGGGCGGGGCUCAAACUCACAAACAGCACCGAUGCGAUCAAUAUUAUGCUUGCGAAUUCUCUAAUCUACUACCAAUCUCCACGCUACCACCCUGAGGCGAAGGGCAUCUUUGAGGAGAUUCUGAAGCGAAAGCCAACUUCGACCAGCUGCUUGCUUGGCAUUGGCCUUAUCCUCGAGGUCGAUGAGGAUUACCCAGAGGCUGUAAACUUCCUGGAACGUGCGCUAGCACGGGAUCCAUCGAAUAUCAAGGUUCGCGGGGAGCUGUCCUGGUGCCGAGCGCUCAACGGCGACCUCGAAUCCGGUCUGGAUGGACUUCAAGAGGUGCUAUCGGAUCUCCGUGAGUCGCAGACUGAAAAUCGGGACUUCAAGGCGGAGAUACUAUACAGAGUGGGUUACUGCCAGUGGGAGAUGGAUCCGUCGCCCGCUGCACGCAAGGACCGUAACGGAGCCUACGCCAGUUUCCUUGCUUCGAUUCAGACCAAUAUGAAUUUCGCCCCUGCCUAUACCAGCCUUGGAUUAUACUAUGCAGACUACAAAAAAGACAAGACGCGAGCCAAGAGAUGUUUCCACAAGGCCUUUGAACUGUCUCCGUCUGAGAUUGAAGCUGCAGAGAGGCUGGCACGUGCGUUUGCUAAUCAGCGGGAUUGGGACCUUGUCGAAGCUGUAGCCCAGCGCGUGGUGGAUUCAGGCAAGGCCAAACCAGCUCCGGGGUCUAAGCGCAAGGGCUACAGUUGGCCGUAUGCAGCUCUGGGAACUGUCCAAAUCAACAAACAGCAGUAUCCGAAGAGUAUUGUCUCGUUUCAAGCAGCGCUGAGAAUAGCUCCUAAUGAUUACCAUUCAUGGGUCGGCUUGGGUGAGAGUUACCACCACUCCGGAAGGUAUAUUGCUGCAACCAAAGCGUUUGAGCAUGCGCGAGCCUUGGAGGAGACUCUCUCGGAGGGGGACAAAGAACAAAUCUGGUUUGCGAGAUACAUGCUUGCGAACGUCAAGCGGGAGCUUGCCGAUUAUGAUGUUGCCAUUGCGAGUUAUGAGGAUGUCUUGAAAGUCAGGCCGACUGAGAUUGGAGUCUUGAUCGCCUUGCUCCAGACGCUUACAGAAGCCUCUUGGAAGAGCCUGGAGAUGGGGCGGUACAAUGACUGCAUUGAGCUUGCCCGGCAAGCGGUAUCUACCGCCAAAUCACUUGCCAUGGAGAGGGUCGAUGUAUUCAACCUCUGGAAGGGCAUUGGUGAUGCAUGCACUCUGUUCUCCUACGUGAAGUCCAAGGCAGACAGACAGCCCAUUGCGGAACUGCAGACUUUGCUUACAACCCAGCUAGAACCGACGGCCUUAGACAUCAUGACAGACGUUGACGAAGUCGGGGCCGAGUCCCUGUUAUCGCUCACAGCCGAGGGAGAAAGUAUCAGCCCGUCGAAUAAAUGUCUUUAUGCCGCAAUUCUGGCCUUCAAACGUGCCAUCCAAGUCUCACUUCGAGAUACUCAUGCUCAAGCUGUAGCCUGGUACAAUCUCGGCUGGGCAGAAUACAGAGCUCAUAGAAGUCUGCAGCUGAGUCCGACGUCCGAAAACAAGAAGCAAGCUCGCAAAUUUGUUAAGGCGGCUAUGCGCUGCUUCAAGCGAGCCAUUGAAUUGGAGGCUGGAAACUCGGAAUUCUGGAAUGCACUUGGUGUGGCGACUACAAGCAUGAGCCCAAAGGUUGCUCAGCAUUCAUUCGUGCGAAGUCUACAUUUGAACGACCGCAGCGCUCAGGCUUGGACGAACUUGGGAUCGCUAUAUCUCCUUCAUAAUGAUAUCCAAUUGGCAAAUGAAGCAUUUACUCGAGCACAAUCUACCGAUCCAGACUAUGCUCCGGCUUGGGUCGGCCAAGGUAUUCUCGCACUCCUGUUUGGAGAUUCGCGGGAAGCCAGAGGCUUGUUUGAGCACGCCUUUGACAUUUCCAGCUCAUCGUCGUGCAUGCCCAAGAAGCAGUAUACGAUGAGCUUGUUCGACCAUCUGCUGUCUGAUUCUUCUGUCUCCAACGAAAUCUCGCAACUAAUCCAGCCCUUCUUUGCCCUCCACCAGCUCUCCAGCCAGGAACCCUCCGAUCUGCCUUUCGUCCAUCUUUCUUCCCUCCUAGCGGAGAGAAUUGGCGAGUUUUCGGAUGCCGAAAUGAGCUUACGAACUGUCUGCGCGGGCAUGGAAGCCGAGUACGAGGAGUCAGAGUCCGCAUCAUCGCUCUCACGCUAUGCACAAGCCAACGCAGAUAUUGCCCGUGUCCUUCUUGCCCGUCAUGAGUACGAGGAAGCCGCCGAAAAGGCGGAAACGGCGCUUAUGCUCUCUGGUGAAGAGGACGCAGAAAAAUUCGAUCCCGAGACAAACAAGAAGCUGCGCCUGUCAGCACAUUUAACUGCGGGGUUGGCACAUUACUUCUUGAAAUCCAUGGACAACGCUAUUGAUAUGUUCCGUGAUGCUCUUGGAGAGGCAGACAAUGCCCCAGAGGUGGUGUGUCUUCUGGCACAGGUGCUGUGGGCGAAGGGCGGAGAGGAGGAACGCGCCGUCGCUCGCCAGCAGCUGUUCGACUGUGUCGAGGAGUACCCUGACCACAUCGGCGCCGUCACCCUUCUCGGGGCUAUUGCGUUACUAGACGAUGAUAGAGAUGCAGUUGAAGCUGUCGAAUCGGACCUCCGCAAUAUGAUUACUCGGGAUGAUAUAGAGAUUCAUGAGCGCGGCAAGCUGAUCAAGCUUCUCACUGCAGUGUCUACCCUGGGGUACGCGGACAGCUCAGACGCCCCCGAGGACGUAAGACGGAUUGGGGAAGCCACGGCAGCAGUGAUGCGGUCGCCCGCCGAACCCCAAGGCUGGGUGGAGUUGUCAUCGGCUACACGGGAGUUGUAUCCCGCUGAAAUGGCUGUCAAGCGAGCCUUGAGAAGUGUUCCUCCUCGCAGCAACCUGGAAGCUAUUGACCUUGCUGCUGCGUACGCCCAAACCGGAAAGGCAAGCGACGCACUGAGGGCGAUUAUGGUGGCACCGUGGCAACAAUCCGGGUGGGAAGAAUUGAGUCAUGCAGUAUCCACAAUCGAGUAGUUGCUGUCCUGAGACGGGUCUCCAAAUGUGAAAGGCGAGACGACGUAAGCUAAAGCUGUGUUAGAUAGAGAUGAUCUACGAGAUACAGAGAUUAG